Messenger RNA from Manduca sexta (tobacco hornworm), 6187 nucleotides. Its product is annotated as proteoglycan 4. The record is from RefSeq and is a predicted model, not a curated record. NCBI's taxonomy places the organism in Eukaryota, Metazoa, Arthropoda, Insecta, Lepidoptera, Sphingidae.
CGCACAGCAUCAUGCUUCGCCUAGCAUACCUACUCACGCUGCUAGCCGUGACGUCAUCACACAAAGCGCAGACCAGGUGGUCCCGCCAGAUCAGCUCCUACACAUCAGACAUUAGCGACUGGGUGCCCCUGUCGGGACCAGUCGAGAGAGACCCCACCCCGCUGCCCCAGAUCAAGAGGCAAGCGGUCGCAGAAUCAAGGAUACUCACGGACCCAUUCCCAGAAGUGUCCAGACCAGUUGGAUUUGGCCAAGAUGCGUUCCCCACCAGAUUCUAUAAUUCACCAGCAAAUAGACAGUUGUAUCUUCAAUCAGUGCCGUCGGUACCAUCAGCGCCGCAGAAUUAUUUGACUGAUCAGGGAUUUGGACAAAGCAUUCGAUUUGGCCUAUCCCCAUCGAACUUCCCGUUGAGCCAAGGCUUCGUCGCGCCUCCGUUUACGUAUGAUAACAUUCCGCAGGUUAAACCAAGACCUCAAGCUAUUCCCGCGCCACAGGCCGUGAAAUACGAGACCUACUCUAAACCCUUGCCUGCUGCUCCUCAGCCAAGACCAGCUGGAAACCAAGCUGCUAAAAUAAAGCCCGAACCUCCAAAAUUCGUAGAUGGAUACAGAGCUGAAAACGCUAGCAACGAAUACGUUUAUACUCAGAAGAAGAAACCUCAAUCACUACAGAAGAUCAAGUUUGAAAAUGCUGAGAAACCUAAAAUUGAAACGAUAUCUCAGGGUCAAAACGUGCCGAGGUCCGAAAAGGAAGAGGUGCAGUUACUAUACGUCCCGAUAGAGUCGUUGAAUAGAGGUCAUUUCAACUUCAGAAGCCCGAUAUCUUCACCUCAGUUGGUUAACACGGACUUAUACUCGCAAAACGUGCCGCGACCGAAUCCCUUGAAGCAAGCGUUAACUGAUUACCAAACCCCGGUCCAAAAACAAUUAUCAGAACAGGAAUAUUUCACAGAAUUUAAUUCGCAAUUGAAGGAUUUCGACCAAGUACCAAAAUACUCAACCACGCCUUACCCCACUGCGGCACCGACUACUCCCAAACCGAAGAAAUUGAAGCCCCAUCAGCCUCCUCUAGCUAUAUUUUUGUCCCAAGAAACCCAUAAAAACAGUCACAUGAAAGUUGGUGACGUUCUGUCAUCUCUAAAGAGUUCCAACACUAUAGCUGUUUUGGACUCUGUUAAUCCAUUGAAUGCUCCAAAUGUGUUCAUCGGUCCUUCGACUUUGGUGCCGCCAGAAAACUACGUAAAAUUCGAGCUGCCUUAUUUAUCUAACAUAGAGAAUAGCGAUAAGAAACUCAAGCAACUGCCGUUCUUCGUGGCGCCUUUGAGUUACAACACUCCUCAGGGAUUCGCCAAGAUUCCGUUCCCUCCCCACGUUGGGUCAGUAGUAAUCAACUCACAGAUCAAAGAGCCACAAACGACUCAAGCGAAUGUACCGAAUGUGAUCCCGAACUCGUACGCCGCUGUACCACCUCCUCCGCAACAACAACGACAAGUCUACAGGGAACAGAAGCCAGUCAUUCAAAAGCCCACGAUCAGUUUCUACAGCACCUCACCACCGAAAACAUACUCUCCAACCAAUUAUCAAUCAAACUACUACUCUUUCGAGCCGCAAAUGGUGUCAUCUCUUGAACCUCAAAAGUUCCCCGAAACGGCAACCGUGCCUCAGAAACCUAGUAACUAUUUCAUUGGCAAUGCCCCUCAAGAAUACAAUCAGUUCAAUAAGUUCCCACAAAACGAAUACAGGCCUCAGGAACCAGCUCAAUACAUUCCUAAGCAAACGCCACCACCCACGACAACUACGCAGAGAACUACGACGAGAACAACUACAACGAAGCCAUCCACGUAUCCGAGUCAACUGUUAGAAACUCACAACCCUUACUCUAUCAACCAAGCAUUCCAUUUCAGUACGCCACUGGACUAUCACAACUACUUUGACGACGUUAAGGAGCCAGUAGCUACUCCACGCACGCCAGAGUUCAGACCAUCGCCGACAUUGAAUCCCAUUUCAACAUCCCCUGCGCCACCUAAGACAGAAGAAGUGGUAACACAGAAACAGACGUACCCACAAGAGGCGGCAUCGCCAAAUUACUCUCAAAACUACAGCCCAGAAAUACAGUACGAAACUGACAUCAAACAUUCCAGAUACCCAGUUUACAACACAAAUGAUUAUACAACCAAGAGUGAAGCGAGCUCUGAAUACAACCAACCACCAACAGAUACUAUUAUCCCCACUGACAACACAGAAAAUGUAGAAACACAACAACCCAUUUUACAAGAGAAUAAUACUGAGAUAUUAAAUUCACAAAAUGCACCCGAAGUUGAUCCUUCGCAAGUAUAUGAAUAUAAUCAAUACGAAACAAAUUACAAUCAAGAAGAAGCUAUCACAAGUACUUCAACAACAACUACCACUACAACAACAAGGCGACCUCUUCGUAACCGUGGGCGACCACGAUACACAACCCCUAGAUCUGACUCAAACGAAUCUACGUCCAGACCCGUAGUCACUAGGAGACCUUUAAGAGAACGUCGACCCUUACCGACCAGACAACGAUAUGAACCGAAUAAGAUAACGACCGAGAAGCCUACUAGAAAACCGACUGAAUCUUAUGAAAGUACUACCAAGACCAUUCGGACCAGAACACGAGGCAGAGUUCAAUAUAAAGUUUCAGAUAAUGAGGAGUUAUAUGAUAGGAGAGUGAAAACCCACAACAGCAAAGAAGAAGAUCUGGCUUACCAAAGAGACGUAUUACACCAAAACUAUCCCGUGACACUGAUGGAAAGGACCAGCACCGUAGAUAUCGAAGCUAUAACAGAACCGGCGCCAAGAAUAUCCUCAACAAGGAAUAUUGAACCUUUUACUGAGACUUAUGACACUGAGAAUGCUUACACUAACGAAAAGGCAUCUAUAACUCAACAGCUACCUGAAAGUGAUACCAAGGAUGAUAUAUUUAUACCCAAGUAUACGUCAAGGGCGACUGCACAAACUGAAACACCUUACGUGCCUAAACUACCUUCAACUCGUAACGAAGAGUAUAUCUAUCACUCUAGAAGUAGUCCGACACCAACUGUACCCGACGUGGUAGAAUAUAAUGAAGCUGUAUCUGAAAGAGAAGACAGCUAUUCAGCUCAAACAACAUCCGCACAAAGAGAAGAACCUGAAACUAAUCAUUACGCUACUGAAACAGCCAGCCCUGUGACAGAAGAAAACGUGCCUAUCUACUCAAUAAAUGACGAAUUGUCUCCUGUAAAACAAGAAGAACCCACGACUUCAUCUGACAUUGAAGUAACUAGAGCUGUGUCGCAAGAAACGACACACGAAGUUGAAGACGAGGAGGAAGAAAAUGUUGUACAAACAACCCCGUCGUACAACAGAGUGCGUGUUCGUCCAGGAGUCAUAAGACAGUAUCACCAAGCUUCUACGGAAUCUUUGAACAAAACAGAAAGAAGAAGACUUCCAGCAGUAACGUAUAGACCAGCCUACGAUAGACGACGAACCACAAUGCGCAUAGAAGAAAUCGAGGCUGAUUUGAAGACAAAACAAGUCCAUUCCCGACCUGAAGUCCAAGAUUACAAGCAUCCAGUUUAUAAACCAGAACCAACUACUGAACCUAGCAGCAUAUCAUCCGGUUCUCAGGAAGUUACGACUAAACGCGGUCAUUUCCGCCGCAGGCGACCAACAUAUUCUUACACAACGACGUCGACUGAAGCCUCUGCUACUCGCAGGACCUAUGAAGCUAAAAACAGAUUUAGGGGUCGCAGGCCUACUGAGAAACCUACGGAUAAACCGGAGCAAGCAUCAGAGGUCACAACAACUACAAAGAACCCUCUUUACACAAGAUAUAGUCAUAGACCUCGAUUAUCAGAAAGAUAUAAUAAGAAGCCGGAAUCUGAAGAAACGGAAGACCAGGAAUCCAACUACUCGAUAAACAGACCGAGAUAUGUCCACCCCGAUAACAGUCGAUGGUCUCCCAAAGUUUCUGGUGAAUCUUUCAAACCGUUUAACCCGAACGAUAUACUAGACGAUAAAAAAAUCGCAACGACUGAAAGAAGAUCGGAUAAGGUUGCCGAACUGGAUAUAAUUACAGCCAGGAACGAGUACGAUGAUAUCCUCGUCUCCGUCACGCCAGCGUCAAAUAGGAUCAACAAGAAGAUUCCAGAAAUACCACCAACCCUGGAGGCUCUAGUGGAACAGAGCAAAGUGACGAAAAGCGACUCAGCGGAAUCGAUGUCCACGUUCGAAAGCAUGUUGGAAGAAGUAAUGAAAAGUCUGGAAGAGCAAGACGCGGAUGAAUACACGACCAAUGUGAUGAAACACAAAGGUGGUGAAAUUGGAGAGAUACCGCCCGAGAGAAUUAUAUCAUCUGGAGACUCUUACUCGCUGAAGUCCACUACACAGGCGCAAGAAGGAACGACUAUAGAACCCACUGCUGAGGAAUCUAUCCUUACAAACGAGGAAGAAGACCCGAAAAAUCGACGCCGUGGGUUCUGGAAGCGAGUCAAGGUCCGUCCAGUCACCACAGAGUCUAUCGAGGCGGCCGAAUCGCAGUACUACACCAGCACGGUGAACCGACUGGGCCAGCCCGUGAACAAAUUCAACCACGAGAAAACAGAGAAGAGUGAGAAGAAAAUAACUGUGACUACUUACAAACCAAAUCUACAGUUCAUUAAAGACUUCUUUGAGAAUUAUGACGAGGGAUUAACGAGUGCUGAUCUUGUAGCAGUCGAUAUUCCAAAAAUUAAAUCUAGUGAAGACACUGAUGAUAAAGAAAAGGAAACAACAACUUGGGUAAAAGAAACGCCGACAACUAAAACUGACGUGAACCCAGGAGACUUCGAUCUUGGCACUGGGUCACCCGACCCUACUAUUGAUGACUCAUACUACACUACAACAGAAACUAUCCCUACCAAACCCAGUGACGUUAACAGAUCUGACAGUUUUAGCCUAAUGGACUACCUAUUCGGCUCGACACAGGAAGAAGAAAAAACAGAGACUAAAAACACUACAACUAAAAUAGAUAUUGAAAACAUCGCAAGCGAAGCGUCGAGCAAAAUCGCAACAACAGAAUCUACUUACAUACCUGAAGAAAUAGCAACUGAGAAUGUUGAACCGUCAGGUAGUGACGUCACAGAAGAGAAACCUAAAGAAGAUGAAAAGACAGAGAUUUCAAUCGUCAAAGUUGAAACGUCAUCUGUCUCAUCCUUCAUGAGCCCGACUAAUGUAGUUAGUACUUCAAUGUCGACCCAAGUGUCACAUGAAACAGAAAUAUGCUUUAGAGGCAAAUGUAUUAAAACAAAUAAGGAUAUCUUAUAAGGACCCUCAACACCAAAAAUAUAGUCUACAUGAUGACAACGCACACACUUCGCUUAUGUACAUAGAAUUUGAAACCAUUUAAGAUUAUGUCAUAGUAAUGGUUAUAAAUGAAGUAACUUCAAUAAAUGGUGCUACUAGUGUUGAAAUGUAGCUGAAAUAGAAAUGAUGGAAACAUAGGACUGGCUGAAAAUAUAAAAAAUAUACUCAGUUGUUUACGGUCAAAAUAAUAAACAAUAUGAAUCGCUGUGGUUUUACGUAAGACUAGGCAGUAUGGUCGUAAGAUUAUAGCCUGUCCUCUAAUGAGGAAGAAAAGAAAAAUUUGAAUCGCUGUGUUCGAAAUUUGAAUAAUCGAAAAUGGACCAAUCAGAAUAAAGUAUGAAUGAUCCAGACAUCCAUAGAUAGCGAUUGGAAUAAUUUAUUAAUCAGCUGUUUAUUUUCAACCAGUCGCGUGUUUCGAGACGUGUCCCUAAGGACGUCUCAGAUGCUAUACCGAACUCCUUUCGAGGGGUUUAUUAUUGUGGUGAAGUCUUGUAAAUAGUACACUUUAGAGGCUCUUUACUCGGUUCCACCUAGUUCUCAUAUAAGUAUUUAGUUUUAGAAGGUUAGAUCGUGGCCACAUCAAAAUAACUCCAAUGUAUUAUAACUUAGAUGUAAUUUUAAUUUUUAUUUUUAUAAUGUAAAUAAUUAGACUGAUACGUUUUUUAUCUUCUAUUUAAUUAAAUCUAUUUAUUUCCGCACUAGAUCUUAAUUUUCCUAGAAUGGAAAUUUACUUGGAAUCUUUUCUGUCUACCCACCCAAAUCGCUAGCUUAUUCAGUGAAUGUUUUUUACUGUUUAACUGUAAAGACAAAAUGUAACUUUAAAUAAAACUUAAUAAAUAAUA